Nezara viridula (southern green stink bug) is the source of this 2212-nucleotide messenger RNA. The record is from the annotation of a GenBank genome assembly. Lineage: Eukaryota; Metazoa; Arthropoda; Insecta; Hemiptera; Pentatomidae.
GUUGUAGUCCGUUUUCCUAGGUGUGUUUUGAACGAAUAUUCCACCAUGAGUAAUUAUGAUUUCUACCAUGACUAUCAAUACUAUUUAAAUGAUUUUAAUCGGAGGAACGCGCCUCAGGUAGAACCAGAUACUCCAUUAAGGGAGGCUAUAAAGACCAUGAAUAUGGACAAGGUUAAAGAAUUAAUCCAAAGAGAUAGAAGUGAGAUAAACACUCAUAACAGUAAAGGUUGGACUCCCCUUCAUGAAGCUGCCGCCGAUGAUAGACGGUUUUUUAUUUUCCAGUAUCUCUUAUCGGCUGGAGCUGACUUGGAUUAUAAAGCUGAAAAUGGAGUAUCUCCUUUCUAUGUCGCAUGCAAAUAUGGAAGUAUAAAGAUUGCCAAAUUGUUGAUAGAAGCUGGUUGUAAAAUAAAUGAUAAGUUUGCUUACGAUUAUGAUUAUAACAGAUCUGUUCGUUUCGGCUUUACUGCUCUUCACGUCGCCUGUACUCGCAAAAAUGAACAAAUAAUAAUGCUGCUGUUAGCUAAUGGCGCUCAAACGAACGUAGUUGACGAUAUCGGAAGGGCACCCAUUCAUUAUGCCAUAGAUAAUUCAAAUGGGAUGGCUGUUCAGAUGCUCAUUGACGCUGGAGCUGAUUUACAUGUAAAGGAUAUCUAUGGUUGUACGCCUUUGCAUUAUGUUAGUAUGUUAGGAAAUAUUACAGUAUUCAAUGUAAUGAAAUUUCUUUACACUAGAAAAAAAAACUUAAACCGUCGGACACCAGAAGGUUUGACACCACUUAUGCUAGCGUGUCAAUUCAAACAUUAUCAUAUUUCAGAGGCAUUAAUCCAGCUCGGUGCUGAUACAUCUGUAGCCGACAUCUCUGGACAUCUGGCUCUUCAUAUGGCAGCGAAUGGUGGGUACAGAUUGUUCAAACUCUUGCUUAAAAAUACUUCCUCGAAAGCUAUCGAAAAGCAUGCGACACAUAGACCCAAUUCAAAGGCAUGGCGCUCCCUUACUUGCGUAGUUAUUGAAAGUCAUUAUUUUGAAUGUCUAGAACUACUAUUCAAUUCAGGUCUAAGCGAGGACGUUUUGAAAUGCCCUGAGAAAUUAAAUGGUCACGUGGUGUCGCCACUCGGUUUUCUCCUCUUGCAUAACAAUAGAUGGUUUGGUAAAGAACACAAAUUACGGUGGUUAGAAUUAUUUUUAUCAUAUGACUUUAUGGUAGAUCCUGUUUAUCACAAUAAUGAGAAUAUCAUUCCAUCUAAGUUGAAAUGCCAGAUGUGGAAGGUGUCGAUUGAUAAAAUUAUGGAACCAUCGUCCAGAAGGAUCGGCUCCAUUGAAGCAGUCGUUCAGAUGCAUAGUCGUCUGCACAUCGAUUGCUAUUGUGAAAUGUUCCUCUCCAUGAUCCUGUCCAAAAUUGCUUCGCCAGACAAAUUUCUUCCUAGUGAUUCCUUAAGACAAAUAUGUUUAUUUAACGAAUCUGCCCGGGAAGGUUUUUUAGCAGCACUCAGUCUUCUGAAAUAUUCGGAAUACGUCGAUCCAGAUGAUGUCAUAGAUACGUUAUUAAAACAAAUGGCAAAUCCGAAUUAUAGAUGGAUGGGUCAUGAAGAUGGAGUUGUUAGGUUGCUUGUAGAAAAAUGUGCAACAAACUUUUUGCCAGUAUUUUCAGGAAUUAAAAAUGCUCUACCGGAGCCAGGAAACCCCGAUGAUGUAAUGAAGUACGAAAGUUACGUUCGUAUGGAAGAGAUGUUCAAGUCCAAUAAUCGUGUGCUUUCAUUGAAAAGGUUAAGUAGAUUCGCUGUAAGAAAACACAUUCGUAAGGAAGCUGAAAAUUCAGAUGUGUGUUUUCGAAGUUAUCUCAAACAAAUUAUCUUACCUUUUCCACUGUCUAAGUAUGUUUUGUACGAUGAUUAUUUUUAAUAUAUGAUUAUUUUUUGUAUGAUUAUUAUUAAUCAAGAUGGGUUUUUUUAAUAAUAACAUAUUUUUAUUAUGUUUGUGUAAAUAGAAUUUAAGGGCCAAGUAGAUAAAUGUGGUAAGUUACAUUUUUUAAAAAUGUAAUUAUUUUAACAGGAGCAGGGUCAAUAGAAUUUAGAUAGUAGCAAAUUUCAUGUGAAAUUUUAUUUUUUAAUUAAAUCAGGCUGUUUCUUCACUGGACUUGAAAAAACAUAAAAAAAGUUUAGAGAUUUUACAAGUGUGAAUUUACUGUUGUGAUUUAGAUUCAUUAUUGUUCACC